AUGGGUGUGAUAAUGUUGCUUCUCUUAGCAAGUUCUUUCACUGUGUUUGCUUCUCCUACACCACCCCCACUUCAUUCUCCACCCCCUCCGUUUCACAUACCGGUUGACCCACCGCUUCACGCCCACUCUCCUCCACCACCUCACCCUCACUCUCCUCCUCCACCUCACCCUCACUCACCUCCACCACCGUCCCCGUUUCACCCACCGGUUGAGCCACCACUUCACGCCCCUCGUCCACAUUACCACCACCACCACCACCCACCGGCCCAUGCUCCUUUUCACCCUCCUCCUCCUCCUCCUCCUCCUCCUCCUCAUGUCCCAUUCAAGCCCCAUGUUCCCCCACCUCCUCCCCAUUUCGCUGUUCAUCCACCGCGUCCCUUUCUUAGACUCUUGAAGGAAGUUCAAGGCGUUGUUUAUGUUAAGUCCUGCAAGUAUGCUAACUUUGACACUCUCUUGGAAGCCCCACCAGUACUUGGUGCCGUUGUGGAGCUGCGAUGCUACAUCAACAAGCACAAAUAUGUCGUACCAGCCAAGACUGACAAGAACGGUUACUUCUUACUUCAAGUCCCAAUAAGCAUCACCACUUCUGGAGUUCACAACUGCAAAGUCUUUUUGGUAAGUGCACCUGGUGGCCUAAAACCCACUAAUCUCAAUGGUGGUGUCACUGGUGGUGUCCUCAGGGCAGAGAAGCCAGGUGUUGAACGGAAGAAGCUUCCUUAUGUGCUCUACGAUGUUGGACCUUUCGCAUUUGAGCCCAAAUGCCCUCGUUAA
Messenger RNA from Gastrolobium bilobum, 771 nucleotides. RefSeq names its product non-classical arabinogalactan protein 31-like. Bases 1 to 771 code for a protein of 256 amino acids. The record is from RefSeq and is a predicted model, not a curated record. The transcript is spliced from 2 exons. Lineage: Eukaryota; Viridiplantae; Streptophyta; Magnoliopsida; Fabales; Fabaceae.